UCCAAGCAAGACGCUGCCUCCCUCAUUGUGGACUUUUUGAACUCGUCGCUGAAAAAUGGCGAUAUCCCAGAAGAUAACAAGGACUCGGUGGAAUUUGCCGUUGAGAGCAUCACCGAUGUUUUCGGGGUUGACGCAGCCAAGGUUGGCGAUGUGAAGGCAAAGUAUGGCAGCAAGUCUUUAGUGCAGCUGUUAGAUGCUGCUGCUGCUGCUGCACCAGAGAAGAAGGCAUCUGCGCCUGUGCCUGCAGCUGCAUCUGCGGCUUCGAGCGAUGCUGUCCCUGUGCACAUCGACGAAUCAGACGAACAGACCAAGGAGAAGGCAGAAGCGCUGAAGUUGGAAGGUAACAGAGCGAUGGCGUCGAAGGACUAUGAGACUGCCGUUGCCAAAUACACUGCUGCAAUUGAGUUGAUCCCAACCAACGCCGUGUACUUGUCCAACAGAGCAGCCGCUUUCUCGUCCAAGCGUGACCACGACUCGGCCCUCAAGGACGCAGAAAAGGCCACCGAGAUUGAGCCAACCUACGCAAAGGGAUGGUCGAGACUCGGUCUUGCCAAAUACGCCCUUGGUGAUGCCGAGGGUUCUUUGAAGGCUUACGAAAAGGGCUUGCAGGUCGAAGGAGACGCUCCAUCCGAUGCCAUGAAGAGAGGCUACGAGACCGCCAAGAAGAAGGUUGGCGACAACUUAAUGAACUCCCUGAACAAGGCAAUGAGAUCUGACGGUUCCGCAGGUUCAGCAGGCUCGGGUCUGCCUGACUUCUCAUCCUUUGCAAGCAUGCUUGGAGGAGGAGCCGGCGGUGACAGCGGUAUGGGUGGCUUGGCAGGUCUGAUGAACAACCCGCAGAUCAUGCAAGCAGCCUCUCAAAUGAUGCAAGAUCCUAACGCAUUGAACAACCUCAUGUCUAACCCUCAAGUCAGACAGAUGGCUAACUCCAUGGGCAUCAACUCUGACAACCUGGAAGGUAUUGCCAACAACCCAAUGUUGCAGAACAUGGCCAGAAAUUUUAUGGGCGGUAACGGUGGAAACAACGGCAACCCAACAGGUAACUAAAAACGACUCAUUUUCCCCCUCUUCACUUUUGUAUAGUUAAUUGGAUAAACUAAUAAUUUUUACUUUUCGUUGUUACAACUUAGUGUAUGCGGCCACUGCAUUUGCUGCAUGCAUAAGUUAAUCUAGUCAACUUUUUUGCUAUAAAUAUGCUAUGUUUUUAUCUAUUUUCUUGCUUUAUUUUUAUAUUCCCAUAAACCCAAUUCCCAGGACU
This is a messenger RNA of Pichia membranifaciens NRRL Y-2026, 1258 nucleotides long. RefSeq lists its product as hypothetical. The record is from RefSeq and is a predicted model, not a curated record. Gene Ontology annotation, cellular component: TRC complex; membrane. Lineage: Eukaryota; Fungi; Ascomycota; Pichiomycetes; Pichiales; Pichiaceae. The transcript has 2 exons. Gene Ontology annotation, molecular function: molecular adaptor activity; protein binding. Gene Ontology annotation, biological process: post-translational protein targeting to endoplasmic reticulum membrane. Bases 352 to 1047 code for a protein of 231 amino acids.